GAGCGUCUCGCGAACAGUAUGGGAAUAGAGGAAUUGAUCCAAACGUCAUGAGAAGAUAUCGAACGAUCGUGCUACUCGCUGUGUUAGCCCUGCUCUGCAUUCACGUGCAAGCCCACGUGAACAGAGUCAGGCGACACUCCGGAUUUUACUAUCCUACUGAUCUAGCGAAAGCUCUUGCGAAUCCCUACGGAGGUUCCGGUGGUGGAUUCGGUGGUGGAUUUGGAGGCGGAUUCGGUGGCGGAGGCGGCGGUGGUGGCGGUGGUGGAGGAGGGUUCGGCAGCGGAGGCGGUUUCGGCAGCGGCGGCGGCUACGGUGGCGCAAAAGGCGGUGGAUGUAGUACCGGGAGCUGCGGUGCAGGUUCGGGGGCAGGCGGUGGUCACGGUGGUGGCGGAGGUCUCGGUGGAGGUCUCGGUGGAGGUCUCGGUGGAGGCCUCGGUGGUGCCGGAGGUCUCGGUGGAGGCGGAGGUCUCGGUGGUGCCGGAGGUCUCGGUGGUGGCGGUGGCCAUGGAGGCGCCGGAGCUGGAGGUGGUGCCGGUAGCCACGGAGGCGCCGGAGCUGGAGGUGGCGCCGGAGCUGGAGGUGGCGCCGGAGCUGGAGGUGGUGCCGGUGGAUACGGAGGCACCGGAGCCGGAGGUGGCGCCGGUGGAUACGGAGCUGGAGGUGGUGGACACGGAGGUGGUUCCGGUGGAUACGGAGGUUCCGGGGCUGGGGGUGGUGCUGGUGGAUACGGAGGCACCGGAGCCGGAGGUGGCGCCGGUGGAUACGGAGCUGGAGGUGGUGGACACGGAGGUGGUUCCGGUGGAUACGGAGGUUCCGGGGCUGGGGGUGGCGCCGGUGGAUACGGAAGCACUGGAGCUGGAGGUGGAAAAGGUUGCGGUGGCGGCAGCUGUAGUAACCUUGGAUCUGGCAGCGCAGGAGGAUACGGGGGAGCAGGAGGUGGGGGUGGCGCCGGUGGUUAUGGAGGCACGGGAUCAACUGGAGUAACAAAAACUGGUGGUUACGGUGGAACAGGUGCAGGUGGUGCCGGAGGAUAUGGUGGAGGCGGUGCCGGAGGGCACGGUGGAGGUGGAGGAUAUGGUGCUGGCGGAGGUGGAGGUGGUGCUGGAGGAUACGGCAGUGCCGGAGGUGGAGGUCUCGGUGGUGCAGGAGGAUACGGUAGUGCCGGAGGUGGAGGUCUCAGUGGUGCAGGAGGAUACGGUAGUGCCGGAGGUGGAGGUGGAGGUGGUGCCGGAGGUGGAGGUCACGGUGGUGCAGGCGGAUACGGCAGUGCCGGGGGUGGAGGUCUCGGUGGUGCAGGAGGAUAUGGCGGCGGAGGUGCCGAUGGAUAUGGCGGUGCAGGAGCAGGAGGCCUGGGUGGUGCUGGUGGAGGACAUGGUGGAGCCGGUGGCCUUGGAGGUUAUGGUGGCGGCUGUCCUGCUGGCGGAUGUAAAGGAGGUGCAAAUGCCAAUGCCAAUGCCAAUGCCCAUUCAAAUGCAAACGCCUUCGCAAGCGCGAAUGCUAACGCUCACGCUACUGGGAAUGCGCUUGCAAGUGCUUCCGCGUCAGCGUCCGCGAACGCUGGGGCUGGAUACGGUCUCAACGGUGGAUACGGGCCAGGCGGUGGCGGCGGUCACGGAGUCGAUCUCUUCAGCCGUAUGGGCGAUGUCGACGAAGGGGUGAACAAGAGCGGCACCGUGAACGGUGCAAAGGGUGUCUACAGCAGCAGCUCGGCCAAUCUCGAUUCUUCCGGGAAAGGAUCGUACAAAGUUGCAGCCGGGAAAGUCGUUUAAAUCGUCUCUUUUAUCGAAGAGUCGAUUCUCAACUUUAAGUCGAUUCAGAGUCUCAUCUGUGAUCAGCCGUAAAAAAUUUACGACUCAGAGGCUCGUGUGGGCCUCGACGAAACAUGUAUCCAUUUUUCCUUUUUCUAUCCUGACCUAGUCCUUUACAUCCAGAUGACAAAUAAAAUACACUGGUAUAUAUCCCGUCUUUUUGAAAAAAAAAGCAACUUCGUACGAUGUGAAGUUUGCAAACUGUUUCAAUAAACGAUUGAUCAUUAUAUACUUAUA
Ceratina calcarata is the source of this 2045-nucleotide messenger RNA. Its product is annotated as glycine-rich cell wall structural protein. Bases 48 to 1769 code for a protein of 573 amino acids. Lineage: Eukaryota; Metazoa; Arthropoda; Insecta; Hymenoptera; Apidae. The transcript is spliced from 4 exons. The record is from RefSeq and is a predicted model, not a curated record.